This is a messenger RNA of Silurus meridionalis, 2735 nucleotides long. Its product is annotated as neuroplastin-like. Lineage: Eukaryota; Metazoa; Chordata; Actinopteri; Siluriformes; Siluridae. Gene Ontology annotation, cellular component: plasma membrane; axon. Gene Ontology annotation, biological process: homophilic cell-cell adhesion; dendrite self-avoidance; axon guidance. The transcript has 9 exons. The coding region runs from base 846 to 2045 and encodes 399 amino acids. Gene Ontology annotation, molecular function: cell-cell adhesion mediator activity. The record is from RefSeq and is a predicted model, not a curated record.
UUAUUUUCAGGUCAUAUUUAGAGGUCAAGGUGUGGCGUUUAACCCGAAAUACUCAUACAACAUGCAAAUACAAGGACAAAAUAUGAAGAGUACAACAGGGUCACCUUGAUGAUAAGAACUGUAUGGGCUGAUCACUCAUGGGGGCACUUAUUAUUCUGAUAAAUGCAAUUAAUUAUUAAUUAUAUACUGUAUGUAGGGAGGGUUUCUUGUUCGUUUUAAUUUCAACUUAAUUGAAAUUUAAUUGACUUGUUUUUUAUUUGGUUUAGUCCAUUUUUAGUUUAUGAAGGACAUCUCAAACAUUUUAACAAAUCCACACUGCAAGGUCUUCGGAGAUAAAUAAAUAAAUAAAAAUAGGUCAGAGAAGGAGGGGAAAAAAAGCGACUAUCAUUAAUCAAUAAUUAAAAAAGCGGUUUGCGCGCAGGUCCGUCCUGCGCAAAUUGUGCGCAGAGUUCACGUGCUCGAGCCUCCCUGCGUGUAAAGGAGUGGGACCUACACACACGCGCGCGCGCACACACGCGCACGCACCGACCGGCGGACCGACUGGCAUCCGGAAGCUUCUCCUUUCCCCCCCCCUGCAAUGCCGCGAUCUCGCAUGGCUCUCCGUCCGCUUCCAUGAGCAUCCUCCACGGCGAGCCGUCGCUGCUUCGUCGCCCGAAACCGACGCUCGUUUUUGACAGCCGACGUCCUGCUGGGUGUUUUUGGCCAUCAUCCGCGGUCGCGUUUGCGCAUCCCCAUCAUCAUCAUCAUCAUCCUCCUCUCUGCGCGCGCUCCGUGCCCUAUACGAUCCUCAUCGACUCUCAAGCGAAAAAACAAAAGAAAACAAAAACAACACCAUAAUCACAGCAAUGUGUCUGUGUGCUACGAUGCUGGCGACUGCAGUCUUUCUGGGAAAUGUACUGCUACAAUAUGUGUCGUCUCAAAACGCUGGGUUUGUGAAGUCGCCCAUGUCUGAGACAAAGCUCACGGGAGACACCUUUGAGCUGUACUGUGACGUGGUUGGUAACCCCACGCCGGAGAUCCAGUGGUGGUACGCCGAGAUAAACCGCGCUGACUCCUUCAAGCAGCUAUGGGACGGCGCCCGGAAGCGGCGCGUCUCCAUCAACACGGCCUACGGCACCAACCGUGUGAGCGUGCUGGGGGUCACGCGCCUCACGCUCGAGGACUCUGGGACCUACGAAUGCCGGGCGAGUAACGACCCGCGCCGCAACGACCUGCGCCAAAACCCGGCCAUCACCUGGAUUCGAGCUCAGGCCACCAUUUCCGUGUUGCAGAAGCCAAAGAUCAAUGCUUCUGAUCAGGAAGUUUUGCCAGCCAAAAAGCCACAGGAAGACAAUCCUCCAGUUACAUUACAGUGUAACCUGACCAACGCUCACACGGCCCACCGGGAAAGCUUCUGGAUGAAGAACGCUGAAGAAAUCCCCAACACAAGAAAAGGACUGAAAAACACCGAGAUAACACUCAACAAACCAAGAGCGGAAGAUGCUGGAGAGUACAUCUGCGUGUACACUUUCGACAAGGCCCCCAAUGCCAAUGCGUCCAUUGAAGUCAAAGCUGCUCCUGAAAUCACCGGUCACAAGCGAAGCGAGAAUAAAAAAGAAGGAGAAAGCGCUCUCUUGUACUGCAAAUCUGUGGGAUACCCACAUCCCAUCUGGAGAUGGCAGAAGAAAGUCGGCCAGGGAUCAUAUGUUGACAUCGACAACAGUACUGGGCGCUUCUUCGUCAUGAACAAAGACAAUUACACGGAACUGACCGUUAUAAACCUUGACAUUACCACAGACCCCGGCGAGUAUGUCUGCAGCGCCUCAAACGUCAUCGGGACUAAAGAAUCAACGUCUAUUCUGCGAGUGCGCAGUCACCUGGCCCCGCUCUGGCCUUUCCUUGGUGUGUUGGUAGAAAUCCUCAUCCUGGUGGUCAUUAUUGUUGUUUAUGAGAAACGCAAGAGGCCAGACGAUGUGGCAGAGGAUGAUGAACCAGCUGGAUCGAUGAAAACCAACUCUACCAACAACCACAAAGACAAAAACCUGAGACACCGCAACACCAACUGAUCAAAUACAGCAAGUAAUAAUCCUGACUGCACAUCUUGACCGUAUGAAGGUAUUCAAGGAGAGCAGAAGCUCCUGGCCAUUUCUAAUAAAGCAUAUCCUGCCUCACUCGGCCAACGAAACAGAAACAGCAUAUCACUGGCAGAAACGAACAAUAAGGACUGUCUUAAAGCAUGCCUUAUUCAGUCUUAUGGUAUGUGUGGACAAAAUUGAUCCAAUUCAUUCAAAAAGGUGUGCACAUUAUUUUUACUCUUCUGUGCGGUUUUUUUCUUCUUUUUCUGUUUUACAUUGUUCCUUUCGUUAUGCCAACCUUCUAAGGCGUUCCUUUUGCAUACUUGCAUAUCGUGUCGAAUGCAUGCAGUAACAAACAAAUAACAUGCCAUUUUUUUUUUCUAUUGUUAUCCCUUUGUGUAGUGUUGCUUCAGAGGAUUACCCUAAGUGUGUGUGUGAUUAUAAUUAUUAUUAUUUUUUUUAUUUUUAACAAAUUUAAAAGUGAGAUUAAAAAGUCAGAUCCACUGAGUUCUUUGUACAGUUUAUCAUCAGCUCAUAAAGUUUAACAAAAGGUGUUCUAUGUAAAGCUGGACUGCAGGAGCCUAGCUGUGACUGGCAGAGCAGUAUUUAAUCACGGAGAACUGUCUAUGUAUUAAAGAAUUUUAAAAAAGAUGAAUAAAGGAUAUUUAUUUUCUAGAAUUA